Messenger RNA from Cyclocybe aegerita, 927 nucleotides. NCBI's taxonomy places the organism in Eukaryota, Fungi, Basidiomycota, Agaricomycetes, Agaricales, Hemipholiotaceae. The record is from the annotation of a GenBank genome assembly.
AUGUUCGUCCCUUUCAUUUCCGAGUCGCGACAGCAGGAGCGCCCGUGCAAAGGCGCCCAAAUCAUUUUUCCACGCAAAGGUGGUGGGGGUGGUGGUAGAGGAGGCGGAGCACGCUCAUCCUCAUCGAAAAGUAGCUCCUCUUCCAAAUCCUCCUCGUCGUCAUCGUCUGGAUCUACAGUCAAAGAUGCGAGCAGCGGAGGCACUUUCCGAGCUUCGUCGAGCUCGAACGGUGGUGUUCCAAAGUCUACCAUUCCGCAAGGUCAACCGUUCGCCGGACGCGAGGUCGGUGGUGGCACGCGUUCCCAAGUAUAUGGCACCUCCGUUUAUGGAAGCGGCUAUCCAGGAGGAGGCGCCACACGAGGCGUAGCGGGACGUGGUUUCCCCUUCGUCUACUACCCUAUAAUUUGGCCAGUGGGGUUGGGUCCAGCUUAUUUGUACAGCUCUACAGAGUACGGAUCCAUGAACGACGCUAAGCGCCCAGGCGGUCCACUCGUCCAAGUCGCAAUCUACAACUCUAGCGCGGAGCCAAGAUUUACCUACCGCGUAAUUUCCGACCGAGAUACGGGCAAAAGCGUGUACAGCACACUCAGAGCGCGUUGUGCGAAAGACUCCGUGCGCGUCGACUUGCCUGUUGCUAUCAACCCCAACGGGACCGUCGCGACGCGGCCCUCGGAGGCCAUCCAGUACUACAGGGCCAGCAGUGUCGUCCUUACGCUGGAUGGAUACAACAAUACAGCGAUAUAUGAUACGACGGAACCGUUCGACCCCUCUGCUCCUCUUCCCUCAGGUUUGAAUUUGACGGAGCUGGGUUGUAUCAACAAUACGAUUGGGGACACCGUUCUUCUUGCGGGAGGAAACACUAUUCGUCCACAGACAACGCUUACGUUGUUGGCUUUUGUGGUGGUUUGGAUAUUUAGCCGUCUCUAA